Arvicola amphibius (Eurasian water vole) is the source of this 3836-nucleotide messenger RNA. RefSeq names its product CD44 molecule (Indian blood group) (gene Cd44). Gene Ontology annotation, molecular function: hyaluronic acid binding; cytokine receptor activity. The coding region runs from base 166 to 2265 and encodes 699 amino acids. Gene Ontology annotation, biological process: positive regulation of ERK1 and ERK2 cascade; cell adhesion; inflammatory response. The transcript is spliced from 17 exons. Gene Ontology annotation, cellular component: macrophage migration inhibitory factor receptor complex; plasma membrane; basolateral plasma membrane. The record is from RefSeq and is a predicted model, not a curated record. NCBI's taxonomy places the organism in Eukaryota, Metazoa, Chordata, Mammalia, Rodentia, Cricetidae.
GUCACUCUUUCAAAGCCUGGAAUAAAAACCGCAGCCAACUUCCGAGGCGGCCUCAUUGCCCAGCGGCCCCCAGCCUGUGACAGGUUCCAUCCAUUCUCCUUGCCCUCCGCUCCCCGCGACCCUCUUUAAGAGACGACUAGAUCCCUGGGUUCCAUCCCGCACACCAUGGACAAGGGUUGGUGGCACGCAGCUUGGGGACUCUGCCUCUUACAGCUGAGCCUGGCGCAGCAGCAAAUCGAUUUGAAUAUAACCUGCCGCUAUGCAGGUGUAUUCCAUGUGGAGAAAAAUGGCCGCUACAGCAUCUCUCGGACUGAGGCAGCUGACCUCUGCCAAGCUUUCAACAGCACCCUGCCCACCAUGAAUCAGAUGUUGAAGGCUCUGAAUGCAGGGUUUGAAACUUGCAGGUAUGGAUUUAUAGAAAACAAUGUGGUGAUCCCGAGGAUCACCCCCAAUGCCAUCUGCGCAGCCAACAACACAGGAGUGUAUGUCCUCCAAUCCAAUACUUCCCACUAUGACACAUACUGCUUCAAUGCCUCAGCGCCCCUUGGAGAAGACUGUACAUCUGUCACGGAUCUUCCUAAUUCCUUCGAAGGACCAGUGACCAUAACUAUUGUCAACCGUGAUGGCACCCGCUACAGCAAGACAGGAGAGUAUAGGACACACCAAGAAGACAUCGACGCCUCAAAUACUAUUGAUGAUGAUGUCAGCAGUGGAUCUUCCAGUGAGAAGAGCACCUCAGGAGGCUACAUUUUCCACACUUCCCUUCCCACCGAAUACCCAACUGGAGAUGAGGAUGAAUCCUACUUCACCAGGAGCACCCCGAGAACCAGUACGGAUUCAAAUACCAACCCAACAGGCUGGGAGCCAAAGGAGGAAAAUGAAGAUGACACAGACAAAUACCCCAGUUUUUCUGGAUCAGGCAUUGAUGAUGAUGAAGAUUUUAUCUCCAGCACCAUUUCUCCCACUCCUCGGGUUUCUGACCACCCAAUACAGAACCAGGACUGGACCCAGUGGAAGCCAAGCCAUUCCAAUCCAGAAGUACUACUUCAGACAACCACCAGGAUGACUGAUGUAGACAGAAACAGCACCAUUGCUCAUGAAGAAAACUCAACCCAGGAUCCACAGCCUCCUGUCAAUCACCAUGAGUAUCAGGAAGAAGAGGAGACUCCACAUGCCACGAGCACAACCUGGGCAGCUCCUAGUAGUACAGCAGAAGCAGCAGCUACCCAGCAGGACCAGUGGUUUGAAAAUGGAUGGCUGGGGAAGCCCUCCCCCACAGCAACGGAAGACUCCCAUGUGACAGCAGGGGCAACUGCCUCAGACGGCAACAACCAUCCAAGUCAAAGAAUGACGACACAGCGUCAAGAGGACGUCUCCUGGACUGAGUUCUUGGACCCAAUUUCACAUCCAAUGGGACAAGAUCAUCAAACAGAAAGGAAGGAUACAGACACCAGCCAUAGUACAACCCUUCAGCCUGCUGAAACUCCAAAUACUCAUGUGGUGGAAGAUUUGAACAGGACAAGACCACUUUCAGUGACAACUCCACAGAGUCAUUCUCAGAAAGUCUCUACAUCACAUGGAGAACUGGAAGAAGACCAAGACCACCCAACAACUUCUAUUUUGCCAUCUAGCACUAGGAGUGGUGGUAAAGACGGAAGAAGAGGUCCAAGCUUUCCCAAAGACACAACUACUUCUCUGGAAGGCUACACCCCUCAUUAUCCAGACACAAUGGAAAAUGGGACUCUCACCCCAGUGGCCCCUGCUAAGACUGGGGUCUUUGAAGAAACCGAAGUGACUGUUGCUGCAGACUUCGACUUUAAUGUUGAUGGCGCCUUACCAGAAGGCCGAGACACAUCCAUGGACCCCAGGCAUGGUUCUGACACUGUGACAUAUGGAUCCGGAUCAGCUGGACACUCAAGUGGGAGUCAAGACGGUGGCGCGAACACGACUCCUCUACCUGGGAGGAGACCUCAGAUUCCAGAAUGGCUCAUCAUCUUGGCAUCUCUCCUGGCACUGGCUCUGAUUCUGGCUGUUUGCAUUGCUGUCAACAGUAGGCGCAGGUGUGGGCAGAAGAAAAAGCUGGUGAUCAACAGUGGCAAUGGGAAGGUGGAGGACAGGAAGCCGAGUGAGCUCAACGGAGAGGCCAGCAAGUCUCAGGAAAUGGUGCAUUUGGUGAACAAGGAACCAUCAGAAACUCCAGACCAGUUUAUGACUGCCGAUGAGACCCGGAAUCUGCAGAAUGUGGACAUGAAGAUUGGGGUGUAGUGACUACCCCAGUAGCUUGGAAAGACACAAAAUUGCUGACAUGUCAAUACUGGGAGCUGGGACCCUUCACAGAUGCAAUGUGCUACUGAUUACUUUCAUUGGGGAUAGUUUCAGCAUAAAAUUUUCUAUUCCUUAUACAUUUUUACAAAAGUCCGUUCCAAUUUAUGAAAACAGCAUUGCUUUCUGAAACGAGGGCCCAAAGAAUACUCCAUUAAGAAUUUGACUCUUCCAGUUCCUCCCGAGAGGCCUUGCAUUCCCAGGGUAUACUACAGAUGGCUUCUAUCAAAUUCAUAUUCUUGGUCCCUAUUGAACUCUUUCCCUACCCUAAGUUCCAGUUAAUAGUGACCAGCUAGGGACUUUCCCCAGGGCUUAGAGGAAUUGGUCUCUGGGAGGAAAUUUGAAUGGGUCCAUAUUGACUCUCCAGCAGUCCAGUCCUUGGGCAUUGCUUUCCAGUAGGGUGGGAGAUCAGGUGUACUGGUUACACACCCUUUUAAUAGACUCCCCUCUCUGCUGGAAAAAUUUCAGAUGCUUCUGAGAGAUCCCCAAAGGGUGAUGCUAUUUAUCUAUAGUAAGCUAUUUAUCUUUGUUUUUUGAAAUAUCAAACCCUGGAGGUCCUUUGUUCAAUAUGACUUCUUUUAGGUUACUUUGUCAGAAGCAUAAGAGGGUAUAAGUUGAUUCAUAAUAAACAUCUGUCCAUCUUCUAGCUUGACCUUGUGCUUCAGUUUCUAAUCUGCAAGGUCUGAGUCUUCAUAGCGUAUCAGGAUGACUUUAGCAUGGUCCUCCUAAACCCAUGUUAGGGCGUCUGUGCCCAACUCGGGUUCAUCCAGCUGAAUCUCAUAGAAGAUCAAGGAAGGAAACAUUGUUUUGUAUCUAGGGUAUCAAAAGGGUUUCUCUUCUAUUCUGGUAUCUGAAUUGUUGAUAGGAAAGUUUCGGUCACUUUGUGCUUUGGUGGCCACCUUUCUCUUUCUUAAAGGGCACAUUAAGUUUCUAUGUCCUACAGUUUUAGGGUCCUAUUUCAUAGAAGCCAAUUCUAAUAGUGAUUUCACCACACAGUAUGGUGGAGGCUUGUGACACCUUAUAAUAAAAGGAGAAGCCAACAGAAAUUAAAGCGUAGACAGCGAGCCGUAGUUGGCAUCACGAGGGUGUGGUGUACAACCCAUCCCACUAUUUCCAUGGAUGUGUUUGUUGACAUUUUCACAAACAGUUGGUACUCAGAAUGAGUUGCCUGGGAAUCCCCCAAAAAGCCACAGGGCUGCCCACUACUAGAAUCUUAUCACCAGACAAGCAGGUUUAUGGUUUAGCUAUGGAAGAAUGGUAUUACCCUCUAACCUCAUAUUUUUUUUUUUACAUACUGGGUAAGUGUUUUGUGGCAUUUAUUCAUCUGCCAGAAUGUCCCAUUGCUCCUGGAUCUUCCCAGGUUACUUGUAGAAAAAAUUAAAUCCAUAAAGUAAGGUUUCCUGUAAAGUAAUACUUCUUUUCUAAGGCUCCCAUGAUGUUACUGUUGACUAAGUUUAUAUGUUUAAUAUUUUUGUCAAAUAAAAACAAAACAAGAGAAAAAGUUCCCAUCUAAA